Molecule: messenger RNA, 1450 nt
Organism: Suillus subalutaceus
Lineage: Eukaryota; Fungi; Basidiomycota; Agaricomycetes; Boletales; Suillaceae
Product: aspartic peptidase domain-containing protein
Exons: 7
Coding region: 1-1176 (391 amino acids)
Biological process (GO): proteolysis
Molecular function (GO): aspartic-type endopeptidase activity
Source: RefSeq, a predicted model, not a curated record
AUGGCCAUAUUCCCCGCUCCAUCCUUGUUGAUAAUUAUUCUCCUGGCUUUGUCCAUCACGGCAACGCCUUUUGAAGUUCGCGACUCUCUCAUCACCCUCCCCAUUGCCAGGCGGUUGAAUGUCUCCGAUGGUCCUAUUAGCCUCUUGCAGCACGAUAAAGUUCGCGUGGCUGCCAUUAAGGACUGCCGCCAUCUUGGUAGCCCUCCUGUGACAAAUGUUGCUGUGAACUAUAUCGCAAAAGUUGGUGUUGGCAGCCCCGCCACAAUAUACAAUUUGAUUGUCGACACCGGUAGCUCAAACACGUGGGUUGGUGCCGGCACUGCAUAUGUGAAGACCAGCACCAGCAUCAACACUGGUCAGCCUGUGGAGAUCGACUACGGUUUUGGUAUCUUCUCUGGCACUGAGUACACCGACACCGUCACUCUCGGUAGUGGGCUCACCAUCGCCAAGCAGUCGAUUGGUGUUGCUUCUAAUUCGGAGGGCUUCACCGCCGGUGUUGACGGUGUCCUUGGCAUCGGGCCUGUAGACUUGACGGUGGGAUCCCUGAUAGAUGGACCGAACACGGCAAUCCCGACUGUCGUUGACAAUCUGUACAGCCAAGGCACCAUUUCUCAGGAGGUCGUUAGUGUCCUUUUCGAGCCCACCACUUCAAAGACAAACACCAAUGGAGAGCUCACCUUUGGUGGAACUGACUUCUUCAAGUACACCGGCGACAUUGGAUACACUCCUAUCACUACCACCAACCCUGAAUCGACCUAUUGGGGUAUCAACGAGAGCAUCACUUACGGCUCCACGAUGAUCUUGUCCAAUACUGCUGGUAUCGUCGAUACUAGCACCACCUAUAUUUUCGUUGCCACCGAUGCCUACACCAAGUACAAGGCUGAAACCGGCGCUACUGUGGAUUUACUAACUGGUCUUCUCCUCGUUUUCUUCCGCCCAAAUACCUACACUCUCACCCCUAACGCCCAAAUCUGGCCUCGUUCUCUCAACACCUAUAUUGGUGGUAGUAGCAACGCCAUAUAUCUCAUCGUUACUGACAUUGGCACGGCCAGCGGCUCAGUGUCUGAUUUCGUUAACGGCUACACAUUCCUCGAGCGCUUCUACUCUGUGUACGAUACCACCAACUCCCGCGUCGGUUUUGCCAAAACCUCGUACACUGAUGCCACCACUAACUAACAUGGAAUUACCAUAAGAUACGAUAGUGUACAUUUCACAAUCUUCCACCGGCAUCACAAUGGCAGACGAUUAUAUGCAGUAUUCAUGCUUGAAGUUGCUGGCAGAGGUUGUGUCCAUUGAUUUCACGAGCUUGGAUGACGAGGAUAGUUCAAUAUGAUCUCGUAGCACCAAAUAGUGAAAUUUCUGGCACAUUACAACACAGCACAAGAUCAUAAAACAUAUUUAGGACGAGCAGGAUUGUACAAUUGACUAUCCCAUAAUAAUGCAUACACCC